Messenger RNA from Toxotes jaculatrix (banded archerfish), 3267 nucleotides. Its product is annotated as E3 ubiquitin-protein ligase TRIM39-like. The record is from RefSeq and is a predicted model, not a curated record. Bases 140 to 1726 code for a protein of 528 amino acids. The transcript is spliced from 2 exons. NCBI's taxonomy places the organism in Eukaryota, Metazoa, Chordata, Actinopteri, Toxotidae. Gene Ontology annotation, molecular function: protein binding; zinc ion binding.
GUUUGUCUGAAGGACUGCAGAGCUAAAGGCUCGGCAAGUCUCUCUGUUUCUCUCCGAAGAAAAAUUAAUCUGGUUAUAAAGUCAUCUGGUUUCAUCCUCAACAACACAGCGGAGUCUUUGUGGAGCACUGUGUGUAGAAAUGGCUGCUGCCAGCUGUCUGCUGACUGAAGAUCAGUUUCUGUGCUCCAUCUGUCUGGAUGUGUUCACUGAUCCAGUCACCUUACCAUGUGGACACAACUUCUGUAACAAAUGCAUCUCUGAACACUGGGAUGUUAAUGUCCCGUGCCAGUGUCCCAGCUGUAAAGAGGUUUUCAACAUAAGACCUGAACUGAGGGUCAAUAGAUUCAUCUCUGAGAUGGCUGCUCAGUUCAGACUGUCAGUUGAACAGGAAGCCAGCAGCAGCUGCUCAGAGCAACAAGAUGCCAAACCAGGAGAAGUUCCCUGUGACGUCUGCACUGGAACCAAACUGAAGGCCCUGAAGUCCUGCCUGGUGUGUCUGACCUCGUACUGUGAGACUCACCUGGAGCCUCAUCUGGCAACACCAGGCCUGGAAAGACAUCAGCUGAUCGACCCUGUGGAGAACCUGGAAGGCAGGAUGUGUGCGAAGCACAAUAAACUGCUGGAGCUGUUCUGCAAGACUGAUCAGACAUGUAUCUGCAUACUCUGCUCUGUUUCAGACCACAAGACACAUGAGUUUGUUCCUGUGACAGAAGAAUUUGAAGGAAAGAAGGCAGAGCUGAAGACGACAGAGGAUGAAAUUGAGCACAUGAUCCAAAAGAGACAGCAGAAGAUUCAGGAGAUCAAACAGUCAGUGGAGCUCAGUAAGAAAAAUGCAGACAGAGAAAUAGCAGCAGGUGUUCAGGUCUUCACUGCUCUGAAGGAGUCUGUCGAGAGAAGCCAGGAUGAACUGAUCAAGACGAUCAAAGGGAAGCAGAGAACAACAGAGGAACAGGCUGAAGGCUUCAUCAAAGAGCUGGAGGAGGAAAUCACUGAGCUGAAGAAGAGAAGCUCUGAGGUGGAGCAGCUCUCACACUCUGAAGACCACCUCCACCUCCUCCAAAGCUUCUCAUCCCUGAACUCUGCUCCACCCACCAAGGACUGGACAGAAGUCAGCGUCCGUCCUCCAUCAUAUGAGGGGACUGUGGCGACAGCUGUGAAUCAGCUGGAAAAGAAGCUCAGUGGACAGAUGAAGACACUGUUUGUGGCCGAGCUGAAGAGGGUCCAACAGUACACAGUGGAUGUGAAACUGGAUCCCGAUGUGGUACACUCCAAACCCACCCAGUCUAAUGAGAAAGAAAAGGUAAAUGACGAGUGUCGAUGUGUCUUAUCAAAGCAGGGUUUCACUUCUGGAAGAUUUUACUUUGAGGUUCGGGUUAGAUGGAGAUCUACGUGGACUGUAGGAGUAGCCAGACAGUCCAACAUCAACAAACUAACCACACUGAGCCCCAAGACUGGUUACUGGACUGUUUGUUCAAAGUGGCUGGGUGGGUACUUUGCCUGUGCUGAUCCAUCAGUCUGUCUCUCUCUGAAGGCGAAGCCUGAGAAGGUGGGUGUGUUUGUGGAUUAUGAAGAGGGUUUGGUCAACUUCUAUGAUGCUGAUGCUGCUGCUCUUAUCUACUCCUUCACCGGCUGCUCCUUCACUGACACAAUCUACCCAUUCUUCAGUCCCUGUGAAAAUGACGGUGUUAAAAUACACACAAAUGAUAAGGUUUGUGUAUUACAGUGAGCAGAAACAUUAGAUUUGUAUGAACAAAAAUGUUCAGCAUCCUAUAGUGUAACAUUAUACAGUAUGUCCUUCCUUGCUUGCUUUUCUUCAUAUCAUAUUCUCCUGUAAUGUGUCUGCUUCUUUCUGUUACAAACAAUCUGUGGUAACUGAUUCUAUCUAACGUACUCUAAUUGUUUCUGUAAAGUACAGUCACUGCUUUCAGACUACAUGACUACAGACUACAUGACAGAACCAAUCUCACACCAGACCAGAUCUGCCAGUUACUGGAUUUGUGCCUCAACACCACAUAUUUCCAGUUUAACAGCAAAUUUUACAGACAAAAACACGGCUGUGCUAUGGGCUCACCAGUGUCCCCCAUUGUGGCUAAUCUAUACUUGGAAAUGGUAGAACAAAAGGCCCUUAACUCAUUCAAAGGUACACCUCCAAGUCACUGGUUUAGGUAUAUGGAUGACACAUGGGUAAAGAUCAAAACCCAAGACUUACAAGCUUUCACUGAACACAUCAACUCUGUGGACAAAAACAUCAAAUUCACAAGAGAAGAUGUCAAAGAUAACCACCUACCAUUCCUGGAUUAUGACGUUCACCUUGCUGAGGACAGGAGCCUCCACAUUGGGGUAUACAGGAAACCCACACACACCGAUCAAUACCUACUUUUUGACUCACAUCAUCCACUGGAGCACAAACUGGGAGUUAUCAGAACCUUGCAACACAGGGCUGACAACAUACCAACCUCCACUUGGGCCCAAGCAGAAGAACAUAAGCAUAUAAAGGGAGCUCUGAAAACUUGUGGCUAUCCGAGCUGGUCUUUUGGCAAAACAACACGCUCCAGAAAGAAUACCAACAGGGAGGAUGCUGAGAAUAUGGAAGAUAAACGCAAAAACAUUGUCAUUCCAUACGUGUCUGGGGUCUCAGAGAAACUCAGGAGGAUUUUUAACAAACAUCAAAUUCCUGUAUGUUUCAAACCCAGCAACACUCAGACAGAAACUGGUACACCCCAAAGACAAGAUACCACACAAUCAUAAAAGCAACCUAAUAUAUGCGGUCAAAUGCAGUGAGGAAUGCAAGGGCCUAUAUAUUGGGGAAACUAAACAACCUUUGAACAAACGCAUGGCCCAACACAGAAGGGCUAACUCCUCGGGUCCAGUCUCAGCUGUCUACUCACAUCUAAAGGAAAAAGCACACUCCUUUGAAGACAGCAAUGUCAAAAUCCUGGACAGGGAGGACAGAUGGUUUGAGAGAGGAGUCAAAGAAGCCAUUUAUGUGAAAGUGGAAAAACCAUCACUAAACAGAGGAGGGGGUCUGCGACACCACCUAUCCCCCAUUUACAAUGUAGCCCUUUCAUGUGUACCCAGGAGAGUAAACAACUUAACCUCAGACGACUCUCAACGAGAGUCCACCAGGGACUCACCUGACCCUAACGACUGUCGUUCACAUGAGACACAAACUAGGUCACAUGAGCCUGACGACUGUCGUUCACUGGGGACCACAACAAUGGUCAGGUGAAACCAGUACUUUCACAGGUACUUUGGUGGUCCCACCCA